AGGGCUCGGGCGCAGCCGUUAGUCUCUCCCCCCCUCGGCCCCCCCCAGCGGGCGGGGCGGGAGCGGCCGUUGAGGGAGGGGAAGGAGGCGGGGAGGAUUAACCCCCUCGUGCCCGCGGCGGCACCGACGCUCCUUCCCCCCCCCCGCGACUGAGGCGGCGCUGAGGGGAGAGGGAGAGAGAGAGCGCGAGCCGGGCCGGCCAGGCGCCCGGUGCAUUGUGGGACGGACUGGGGCUUCAGGAGCGGCGCAGGGGAGUCCCGUCCGCGGGCGGGAGAGGAGCCGAGGGAACGACUGAUACCUAGGAUAACAAACCAACCUAUUUCAUAAAGAAGAAGAAGAAAAUCUGCCAUUACUUUCAGUGUGAGAAUCAUGUCUGUUCGCGAGUCCUUUAAUCCAGAAACUUAUGAACUUGACAAAAGUUUUCGGUUAACCCGAUUCACAGAACUUAAAGGCACUGGCUGUAAAGUGCCUCAGGACAUUUUGCAGAAAUUGCUUGAAUCUUUACAAGAAAAUCAUUUCCAAGAAGAUGAACAAUUUUUGGGGGCUGUUAUGCCAAGAUUGGGAAUUGGAAUGGAUACUUGUGUUAUUCCUUUAAGACAUGGAGGUCUGUCUUUGGUCCAGACAACAGACUACAUUUAUCCCAUUGUGGAUGACCCUUAUAUGAUGGGACGCAUAGCAUGUGCCAAUGUUCUUAGUGAUCUUUAUGCUAUGGGAGUUACUGAAUGUGACAAUAUGUUGAUGCUUCUGGGUAUCAGCAAUAAAAUGACAGACAGGGAAAGGGAUAAAAUAAUGCCUCUAAUUAUCCAAGGAUUUAAAGAUGCUGCAGAAGAGGCAGGAACAUCAGUGACUGGUGGUCAAACAGUAUUAAACCCUUGGAUUGUUUUAGGAGGAGUAGCUACAACUGUCUGUCAGCCUAAUGAGUUUAUAAUGCCAGAUAAUGCAGUACCAGGAGAUGUGCUGGUAUUAACCAAACCAUUGGGAACACAAGUAGCUGUAGCUGUCCAUCAGUGGUUAGACAUUCCAGAAAAAUGGAAUAAAAUCAAGUUGGUUGUUACACAAGAAGAUGUGGAACUAGCGUAUCAAGAAGCAAUGAUGAACAUGGCAAGACUCAACAGAACAGCUGCAGGGCUUAUGCAUACGUUUAAUGCUCAUGCAGCUACAGACAUCACAGGCUUCGGGAUCCUGGGACAUGCACAAAAUUUAGCCAAGCAGCAACGUAAUGAAGUGUCUUUCGUUAUACAUAAUCUCCCUGUUCUUGCCAAAAUGGCUGCAGUUAGCAAAGCUUGUGGGAAUAUGUUUGGUCUUAUGCAUGGGACUUGUCCUGAGACAUCAGGAGGCCUUCUCAUUUGCUUACCACGUGAACAGGCAGCACGUUUCUGCGCUGAAAUCAAGUCUCCCAAAUACGGUGAAGGUCACCAAGCAUGGAUUAUUGGGAUUGUAGAAAAGGGCAAUCGCACUGCCAGAAUUAUAGACAAACCUCGAAUCAUUGAAGUUGCGCCCCAAGUAGCCACUCAGAACGUAAACCCAACACCUGGGGCAACUUCUUAAUCUAGAUGAAAUAGUUAUUUUUUUUUGUUUCGGUUUUUUAAAAAAUAGAUAUAUUCCUUUAUCAUAUUACAGCCUAAAGAACUGUAUAAAGAGAAGAAGAAACACAUUGUGUCUGCAAAUCUGGUGGCCUUAGGUCAGUUGGAGUGAAUGAGUUUAAUAAAAUAAAACCCAUUGCCUUUUUUUCCUGUUACAUUAACUGAAGAUGCACCUAAUCUUGAGGCAGCUUCUGAGUUGAGAAUUAUAUUGUUAUCCAAUACUGUUGAUUCAUUUUGAAUCUUUAGACACUUAUCUCUUGCCGCAUAGGCUCUUUUUUAAAAGGUGCUUUCACGUAGCACAGGCAUUACCAAUAGUGGUAUCAAAUAGAGUUGGUGUCCUUUUUUUUUUUUUUUUUUGCUAUAUGUAUAUUUAUCAUUAGCUCUAAUUUUGGAUGCCUUGAAUGAAAUUCUAAGAGGCAAUAAAUUUGAUAAGUGAUGCACAAGGGUUUUUACCCAGAAGCAAAGAGGGUUGCAUGUCUCCAUUCAGUCUUUGAUUUAUAACAUUUAGUCUUCUCCAUGAAAAUCUACAGCCUUGGACUUGACUUGGUAGUACAUUCUGUUGACUGAAACCCGCAAGUGCUGACUUUGCAUGGAAGGCCCUUCAGAGUUGAAGGAAAGGAGUCAUUUUGUUCUUCGUAGCUCAGACAAUGUUUACCUGUAUUAUCAAUAAUCAUUUCCUUUUACUGAUCGUAUAAAUGAUGAUGCUCAGUUUUCAACGUGAUUGGAUGUGCUGUAGAGCAACAACAUAUUGCCAGUUGAAGGGAGGAUAUUGUAUCAUUUACAAUUCACUAUAUAAUUACACAAAUAAUUUUUAAAUAUAACCAAUUAAAAAAAAACCUGUUCUGUGGAUGGUAGUGUUUAAUACAUUUUCUAUUUUGUAUAGUGAUUAUUAUAUAUUUUUGUUUUUCUUAAAAUCAGCAGCUGUCUAGUGUAAUGCUUAGUAUUUUUGUUUUCUGCUCAGCAUACAUUCUUGUGCACGCUUUUGUGAUGUGUUUAAGAUCUACGUUGCCAACUUCGCAGCCUGAACUUAAGCUUAUUAUUUGAAUAAAUAUUUAAUUUUUUA
This is a messenger RNA of Candoia aspera, 2646 nucleotides long. It is a transcript of the gene SEPHS1, whose product is annotated as selenophosphate synthetase 1. NCBI's taxonomy places the organism in Eukaryota, Metazoa, Chordata, Lepidosauria, Squamata, Candoiidae. Gene Ontology annotation, cellular component: cytoplasm. Bases 370 to 1548 code for a protein of 392 amino acids. The transcript is spliced from 9 exons. Gene Ontology annotation, biological process: L-selenocysteine biosynthetic process. Gene Ontology annotation, molecular function: ATP binding; selenide, water dikinase activity. The record is from RefSeq and is a predicted model, not a curated record.